AUGUCACCCAGCUGUCCGACCUGCGGCUCCCCUCCCCCCUCGGCCGACCUCCUCACCGCGCACCAAAAAAUCGCCGAGCUAGAAGCCAUCAUCACCGACCUCAACGCCAAAGCCAGCGACGCGAUCCGCCAAUGCGCAAAGUACGACGAAGAAAUCCACAAGCUGCGCACGCAGGCCCAGCGGCCGUCCACGCCCUCGCAGCCCGAGAGUCCCACGCUCCUCCAGCAGUCGACCUCGCGGCUCUCCUCGCUGCUGUACCCGCGCAAGUCGACGCCCACUCUGCGCGGCGACGUGCACCGCCAGAACUCGCUGCCGCUGCCGGGACCCAGCGCGCCGCUAUCACCGGGCGCAGCGUCGACGGAGGAUCUGAUAGAGGCGCUGACGCGGGAGCAGACGCUGCGGAAGGAGGCGGAGGGGCGGUUGAGCGCGACGAGCAAGGAGGUGGAGGAGCUGAGUGUCAGUUUGUUCGAGCAGGCAAAUGAGAUGGUGGCGACGGAGAGGAGGGCCAGGGCGAAGCUGGAGGAGAGGGUGGGUGAGCUGGAGAGGAGGGAUGGGGAGAAGAGGAUGCGCUUGGAGAGGUUGGAGUCGGCCAUGGCGAGGAUUGAGAGGGUGAGGAAUAUGUUGGAGGGGAAGUGA
Molecule: messenger RNA, 636 nt
Organism: Pochonia chlamydosporia 170
Lineage: Eukaryota; Fungi; Ascomycota; Sordariomycetes; Hypocreales; Clavicipitaceae
Product: ribosomal protein L32
Exons: 1
Coding region: 1-636 (211 amino acids)
Biological process (GO): exocytosis
Cellular component (GO): Golgi to plasma membrane transport vesicle; cell tip
Molecular function (GO): guanyl-nucleotide exchange factor activity
Source: RefSeq, a predicted model, not a curated record